This is a messenger RNA of Rhizophagus irregularis DAOM 181602=DAOM 197198, 951 nucleotides long. The record is from RefSeq and is a predicted model, not a curated record. Lineage: Eukaryota; Fungi; Glomeromycota; Glomeromycetes; Glomerales; Glomeraceae.
CCCAUAAAUAAUAUUUUUCUUUUUUUUUUUGACAAAUAAUAAUAAACAAAAUUAGUGACUUGUACCAAAAUCGAGAAAUACAACGAGUAUAAUUUAUUUUAUACAACUAUUAAUGUUUUUUUUAAAAUUUUUUCAUAAAAUAAAUUAUUUUCCCUUUACUCAAUUUUAAUUUACCUGAUUAAGAAUUCAGACUGCUGUUUACGUAAAUUUUGUGAAACUCAUCACUCCGGAAUUUAAUAGUCCUUUUUUCCAUUUAUCAUAUCAUGUUUAAAAUUGUAUUUUAAAUUUUAUCAACAGUAUUAUGGCUACUAUUCGACAUGAAAUAGUUUUUGCUGCAUUUCAUAGAGCAAAUGCAUUAGUAGACCCUAAUAUUCAAAAUAAUUUAGAAAAACGACAUGUAUUUAGAAUACAAACAGUUCUUGCUGACAAAUCUCUUACCAAGGAUGAAAAAUCAUAUGCAGUAAAAGAAUUAAAUAAAAAUUUUGAUUCUCUUAAAAUUAUUUAUAAUGAAGGAACAAAAAGAAUUUGUGAAAAUUGUCAUGAUGAAUGUUUAGCUACAUUAUAUUGUGAACAUUGUAUUCGAAAUUAUUUAAAAGAAAAUUUUUCAAACUGGACAUCUGGAAAUAAUGAUAUUGAUAAUUUAAUACAACAAUGUCAAAUAAAAGCACUUAAACCAGAUAUGAUAGUAGAAUGGAUUCCUUAUAAUAAAUUACAAGAUAUUAAAUACUUAACUAAAGGUGGAUGUUCUGAAAUUUAUACAGCAGUUUGGAUUGAUGGAAGUUAUUUUGAAUGGGAUUUUAAAAAAAAACAAUUAAAAAGAUUUGAAUGGCAAGAAGUAAUACUCAAAAGAUUAGAAAAUGUUGAAAGUGCCAAUAAAAGUUGGUUUGAGGAGGUAUAUACAAGUAAUUAAAAAUAUUUGAAAUUUUUUUUAAAAUUUAAUUGCAAUUUUUU